This is a messenger RNA of Lymnaea stagnalis (great pond snail), 9226 nucleotides long. NCBI's taxonomy places the organism in Eukaryota, Metazoa, Mollusca, Gastropoda, Lymnaeidae. The record is from the annotation of a GenBank genome assembly.
ACCGUCAACUUUGAGUGAAAGAACUUCUACCUGCACAGUCAGAGAUUUAAUGGCGCUCUUGUAAGUGCAUUGGAGUCUACAUGAUACGUGUCGGAGCGAGAUUCAUAAAUAUUCGUCAAGUCGUUUGUCAGGUCAGCUCUACCUAGGGGUUCAAGUCUGUGGAUUGUGUUUCCAGACAUUCUUUACAAAACUUGGAUUAAAAUUAAAAGAUAUUAAUGUCUUGAGGGAUUUAUUGUAAAUUUGUGUGUUAAAGCGUGUAGUGUUAGAACAUAAGUAUUAAAUUUGACGGAAAUGUUAAACUAGUAUUUGAUUUUAAGAGUACUUGCAUAGUUGUACGCAAACUACAUUAAAGUUGGCAAAGCCAUCACAGCAUGGUAAGGUCUCAUCUCACAAAGCUGUCACAGAAUGGAGAAAUAUCACACCAUAGAGCUGUCACAGCAUGGUAAGAUAUCCUCUCACAAAUUUGUCACAGCAUGGUAAGAUUAUCUCAUAGAGUUGUCACAGCACGGUAGAUAUCAUCUCAUAGAGCUGUCAUAGCAUGGUAAGAUAUCAUCUCAUAGAGCUAUCAUACCACGGUAAGAUAUCAUCUCAUAGAGCUGUCAUAGCAUGGUAAGAUAUCAUCUCAUAGAGCUGUCAUACCACGGUAAGAUAUCAUCUCAUAGAGCUUCACAGCACGGUAAUAUAUCAUCUCAUAGAGCUGUCAUACCACGUUAAGAUAUCUCAUGGAGCUGUCACAGCACGUUAAGAUAUCAUCUCACAAAUUUGUCACAGCAUGGUAAGAUAUUAUGUCACAAAGUUGUGACAGCAUGGUAAGAUAUAAUCUCAUAGAGCUGUCAUAGCAUGGUAAGGUCUCAGUGAGAUAGAAGAUAGAAAGAAGGGUGUUAUACAAGUGGCAUACAUUCACUAUACGUAUGGAAUUAUCAUGAUUGUCGCAGAACAGUCCGUCGAGAAAUUUAAGUUGUCAAGUAUUAUCGAGUCAAUAGCACGAUGUUAUCAUAAUGUCAGCUGUUGUGACAAUAAAGGCAUGUUUCAAAACUCCUAGCGUUAGUGAAAUCUUUAAUUGCGACUAGUCUUGUCUGUCCAAUCCUUUAAAAGCCUUCUUCUCUUUACGAGGACAUUCAAACAAAUACACAAAGUCAUUUACAAACGGAAGACUGACUUAUCCGCGACUGUAGUGGGGAUUUAAUCCGAUAAGAUAUCUGACAGGCGGAAUCAAUAAAAUCAAAUAUAUAAGUCUUUUUUAAAUAGUUUUUUUUUUUUUUACUUUCACCGGUGGUGUAACUUAGGUAGAUGGAACAUGUCAGGUAGAUGGAUCAUGUCUGGUAGAUGAGAUAUGUCCGGUAGAUGUGAUAUGUCAGGUAGAUGAAUCAUGUCAGGUAGAUGAUACAUGUCAGGUAUAUGAGAUAUGUCAGGUAGAUGAGACAUGUCAGGUAGAUGAGACAUGUCAGGUAGAUGACACAUGACAGGUAGAUGAGACAUGCCAGGUAGAUGAGACAUGUCGUUUAGAUGAGAUAUGUCAGGUAGAUGAGACAUGUUGGGUAGAUGAGAUAUGACAGGUAGAUGAGACAUGCCAGGUAGAUGAGACAUGUUGGGUAGAUGAGAUAUGUCAGGUAGAUGAGACAUGUCAGGUAGAUGAGACAUGCCAGGUAGAUGAGACAUGUCAGGUAGAUGAGACAUGCCAGGUAGAUGAGACAUGUCGGGUAGAUGAGAUAUGUCGGGUAGAUGAGAUAUGUCAGCUAGAUGAGACAUGUUGGGUAGAUGAGAUAUGUCAGGUAGAUGAGACAUGUCGGGUAGAUGAGACAUGUCAGGUAGAUGAGACAUGUCAGGUAGAUGAGACAUGCCAGUUAGAUGAGACAUGCCAGGUAGAUGAGACAUGCCCGUUAGAUGAGACAUCUCAGGUAGAUGAGACAUGCCAGGUAGAUGAGACAUGUCAGUUAGAUGAGAUAUGUCAGGUAGAUGAGACAUGUCGGGUAGAUGAGACAUGUCAGGUAGAUGAGACAUGUCAGGUAGAUGAGACAUGCCAGGUAGAUGAGACAUGCCCGUUAGAUGAGACAUGUCGGUUAGAUGAGACAUGUCAGGUAGAUGAGACAUGUCAGGUAGAUGAGACAUGUCACGUAGAUAAGAUAUGUCAGGUAGAUGGAUUAUGUCAGGUAGAUGAGACAUGUCAGGUAGAUCAGACAUGUCAGAUAGAUGAAGGAUGUACUGUGAUUUCAAAAGCCAGGGCAACAUCAUUUUUUCAUUAAAACUUAGCUAUGUAUUAUCUGCAAUUAAUUAUGAUAUAGUGUUGGCUAGACUUGGGUGACCAAAUCAUAAACUGCAAAAAACGGGACACACCUAAGUAGGGUUUGGGGGGGGGAUACCCUCCAGCUAAAGAGGGGCCAGGGGGCUUCCGCCGGAAACUGUUUAUUGAAAUAUGCGCAUUUUUAACUAUUUUGAGACCUUUACCUUAAUUUACCUUAACUUUUGUAAUUUAAUUUAAACUCUGAGGCAUAUCAUAAACGAAAACAAUAAUUUUACAGUGAAUACUUUUUUAUUUAUACAUAUUUUACAACAUACAACAACACAACAAAUUUAAUGCAGCCAUCACGCAAGCCCACAUCACUACUGGCACUGGCUACACAGCUAGCCAAAAUAUUACUCGAAGUUAUAUUAUAAAUUAGGAAUUUUUAUUGAUUGGAAAAUGUGUUUGGUUUUAUAAACGGGACAUUUGGGCGUCCCGAAAGACUUUUUCUGGACACUGGGUACGAUCGUGAAAAAACCGUGUUUAUCCCGUUUUUACGGGACGUUUGGUCACCCUAGGCUAGGCCCAUCUCAAAUAGUUACAGUUGUAUGGAUUUUGGUAUUAUUGUUUAGUAGUUUAAAAUAAAUGAAAGAAGCUUUUAGUUUAUGCUAAUAUCUACAUGCAUUUCACUCAAUAACAAACUACUUACAUUACAUAGCAUUUGUGAGACGAUAUGAUUUGUUGUUUAGAAAAACGAACUUUUACAAAUUAAAAAAAACACAAAAACCCAACAACAACGCUAAUUAAAUUGCAUCUUGUAACAGAAAAAUAGUUCCCUUUUUGGAUGGAACCCGCAUGUAUGACGCCCCUGUUUCUGGACGAGAUCGAUACUUUUUCUGAUAAAUAUUUUUAAAAAAACAUAUCGAUUAGAAGCUCUACGCGAGCUAACAGAUCACUUUUUCUUAUCACAAACUAGGGUUAGCCGCAUUGGCAAUAAAAUCGAACCCAAAAAUAAAAAAAAAACUGGAUAAGAAAAGCAGAAAUUUUAUGACAGCGCAUAAACAGCCGACCUUUGACCCCGGUGUUCAAACGGUAUCAAUACCGUGACGGGGGGCGAAUUUAAAUAAUUUGCUUUUUUAGUACCUGUCAGUUUUAUUCCAAACAGUUUGUUGCCGUUUGUUUCAUUUGUAUGGGGUGAUUGAUACGGUUUGAAUGGCGUUUGUUGUGCUAAAUGGUGUUGACACUGACUUCCCGUUUCUUAACAUUUAUCUUGCGGCCGUAUUGAAAUGUAAGAAACACAAUAAUAUUAUCUUUAAGUAUAAAAUAUAACUUGCCCUCAAAGCAAAAAGCUAAGUAUCAUUUUCUAAGCCAACGUAAAGUAAAUUUAGUAUUUUUCUGUGGUUAAAAUGAGAUAGUUGUGUAGCUGGUGUGUGGAAAUAUUUUGGUUUCGUAAUAUAUAUCUAUCGUAUAUUUACUACAAACAGGUUGAUUCGCGAUGACAGACAAAAGUGUUAGGUCAGAGUCAAAUAAGAUAUUAACAAAAAGCAUGGCUAAAUAAAGAUGUACAUUUUCAUGGCCUUACAACUCUAACACAAUGAGCCCAACACGUUCCAAGUCUGCUGCCUCGUACAGGGCGCUCGGAGCUAAGACGCCAUCUUGCUCUACCCACAACUCCCUGGAGGAUGAAUACAACUUUGUCAGGAAGGUCAUUGAUGCUAUGUCGACCUACCCAUCGGGGCGCAUAGGUCAAGCAGGUAGCAUACGAUCUCUAAGGCCCUCUACUGGUGCACCAAGUUUGUUCCAACGGCGAUUCACUUUACCCGUGCAUGGCCAGGACUUCACUACACGACCGCACACCUCAAAAAACUCCACUCUGCAUUUGAUAGAGGUCGGUGAACUUUUCAACGGCAAGCCCGGAAGUCAGCAAACAAGGAAAAUGAGCUCGAAGAUCCGAACCUUUGAUUAUCCCAUCGCUUCAUGUCUUCACGUCGACCAGCAAGGAUACAGAUUAGGAAGUCGACGAGUCAUCGUCUGCUCCCCGAACUAUGACAACAUGACGAACAAAACGUUCGUACUUCCGGUCGCUUCGUUUGCCCACUCUCGCCUGCAGCUCACCGGAGACGUCAUGAAAAUUUAUAAAUCUCGACAAACUUCCGGAGAAACACGUGACAGAGGAGCGCGUGACAGUCGCAAAGGGGCAAUGGUAUCCACAUCGCAUAAUUCAAAGGAUGUUAUGAGGGAUUAUUCACUUAGGAAAGGACAAGUCUACAACUCCACACAGAUGAUUGGUAAAACACAAUCUGUGGAGGGGCUAAAUAAAACUGAUGCGGCAAAGCAAAUUUUUCCUGAAGAUAAAAAUGCAGGGACCGCGUUGACAGCGAAGGAAUUAGCCAGCAAGCCCAAAACACCAGAUUUGAAAAACGGCUUGGUUAAGUCUCGUGAGCCGGUCCCAAAGUUAGCAUUGAAAGGGACGAAACACGAAUUUAGACUGUCCCCAUCACUUCUCGAUGAUUCCAAAACACAGAGGAAUUUCAUCGCAAGACCAAAAAGUGCAGUCACCGAAUCUGCAAGAGAGAAUGACAAAAAGGACAAUGCGGUUGCGGACAAUGGCAUCGAAGGGAAAACGGAAAUGUCAAACGGCUCUGGUACAUUGACCCUUAGCAUCUUUCUGCCAAGAGAAAACGAGGACGCGCGAUUGUGCCACAGAAAAGAGUUAAUACACAGAGACCCAGAAAUUCACAUAGGUUCUCGAUGCCCGUUUGGGCCAGUUGGUGUCAUAGAAGACAGGGCAGCUGGCAUCGUGCAAGACAGGUCAGCUGGCAUCAGGCAAGACAGUCCUCGUCAAAGUUUGCAUGAAAGUGAUUUCGUAAAAGAAGAGGAGCAAAAUGGAAGUUCAAGGGUUAACGAAACUUUUCAAAUGUUCAGCAUAGGACACACCACGGAACAAAGCUCUAGUCGUGCGCUCCACUGCGAACUGUUCGGCCCUGAACUAUGUGGGGACUGCAGGCUCUGCAAGGAGAGGGAAGAUGAGCAGACAUUGCAAGAACAGGCUUUCCCAGACAUAAGCACAAGUAAGUUUAAUGUUACAUAGCACUGUCGUAUAGUGAGUGAGUUGUUGUUUUGUGUGUGUGUGUGGGGGGGGGUGUUUGUGGCGUUGUUUUUUUUUGGGGGGGGGGUUGGUGGGGGUAUUUUAACUGAGAGAUUAAAAGGUUAAUAAAAUAUGUUGUGUUGAAAAUUGUUAAAUUCAAAGAACUAUUUGAUAUUUUUGAGUGUAUGAUGGAAGAUAUUCUGAUAUAAUUUUGUAGUAUUUUGAAUAUUUUAUGAUUGAAGAUGGCGUUAAUAGAAUUUUAAUAUUUGAAGAUGGUCUAUCUGGAUAUUGUAUAAUUUAAAAAUGGAGCAAUCCUUAUGUGGCCACAAUGGAGCCAUCCAUAUAUUUGAGAAUGAAAUAAUUCAUCAAAAUAUUCCAUUGUCCCUGCCCUUUGCGUCAGUCCUACAAUAAAACGUGUUUGACUCUUCCACAGACCCGAGACAGAUGGUCGCCGCCCCGUUACUACGCUACGGUCCUCUCUUCCAAUCAGAUGCCGCAAGACGCUACGCCGAACAACCCACGGUGGCUGAGAGGGACACCACGUGGACAAACGACCGCAACUUGAACUCCGUGGUGACACAAAAUGAGAUCCGGUCUAGGAUCAUCGCAGCAGCGUCUACCGCCAAGUCGGAGAACUGAGAACAUGGGAUGAGAAACGAUUUGAAUUUUAAAACAUAUGGAAAGUUAAAACCACCAGAUCUGAUCGAUUUAUCUCGGGUGUCAUUACUGUUGGGAAAGGGAUCCAUCAACUAAACUUUGAUUGAUAUUCCCGUACGUACACCAGGGACGUCCUUUGGGUAGGGCAGAGUGGGGUGUUGCCCCUCCCUGAAUUAUCAGGUUUUAUUAAAAUUGCUAUGUACUUGUGGUGCCUCCAGUAAUAAACAAUUCAACAAUCCGGCCAAGUUUGCACCCCCCCCCCAAGAAAAGCCCUGCAAUGACGUCCAGACGUACACUUAAUUUCAAAAGUUAAAUGCUUUGUGAACUUCCUUUCGUUUCGUCCCUUUUUCAGAUUUUCACAUAUUUUGUUUAGCUUAUUUCUUUGUGAAUUUCCUACUUAUUAUUAUUAUAAAAUGUACUCGAUAAUUUAAAAAAAAACAACACACACUAAAACUAAACAACAACAACUCGAUCAUUAAAAAAUAUUACAAGUUCUUUGGCGCUUCAAUAAAGAACUGACCAAGUAUGAGUGAAUUUUGACAAAUCCCAUAAAAUGAGGUCAAGUUGCCCAGCCAUCUUUGGUUGAAGUUCUAAAACUCAUUCAAGUUCACUUCAUCGACACCAAGCUUCCAGCAAUGAUGUUUAUAGUUUUAAUUUAAUGAAUAUUCAGAUUAUCAAUCAAAUCUGAUCAAAAUCGUUGCAAAUUGUAUCUCUGCGAUGUAAGACCAUGUAAGAAAGGCCUUCACAUUGUGCACUAUGAGUCCGAUGCCCCAAAUGGCCACUCCCCAGAAUGACGAUUUGUAACUAAAACGUGGGAAAUAGAUUGAAGUUGUGUCUUAUAGCGAAUAUAGCUUUGAUAUAGAUCAGAUGUUACUUUUUUUUCAAAAAGGUACAUUUUGUGAAAAAUAAUGUUUACUUUUGUUAUUUUUAUAUGUAAACUUUUAAAUUAAUUUGUGCAUCGCACAUUUUUGGUGCUACUCUUUAAAGCUGUGGUGGGCCAACGUUUCUAGCUGUGGGCCAACGUUUCUAGCUGUGGGCAAACGUUUAUAGCUGUGAGUCAACGUUUCUAGCUGUGGGCCAACGUUUCUAGCUGUGGGCCAACGUUUCUAGCUGUGGGCCAACGUUUCUAGCUGUGAGCCAACGUUUCUAGAUGUGGGCCAACGUUUCUAGCUGUGGUCAAACGUUUUUAGCUGUGGGCCAAGGUUUCUAGCUGUGAGCCAACGUUUCUAGCUGUGGGCCAACGUUUCUAGCUGCGGGCCAACGUUUCUAACGGUGAGCCAACGUUUCUAGCUGUGGGCCAACGUUUCUAGCUGUGGGCCAACGUUUCUAGCUGUGGGCCAACGUUUCUAGCUGUGAGCCAACGUUUGUAGCUGUGGGCCAACGUUUCUAGCUGUGAGCCAACGUUUCUAGCUGUGAGCCAACGUUUCUAGCUGUGAGCCAAUGUUUCUAGCUGUGAGCCAAGGUUUCUAGCUGUGAGCCAACGUUUCUAGCUGUGCACAAACGUUUCUAGCUGUGGGCCAACGUUUCUAGCUGUGAGCCAAGGUUUCUAGCUGUGAGCCAACGUUUGUAGCUGUGGGCCAAAGCUCGCACCAUCGUUUGGAAUGCCUAGCACUUUGUUAAAAAAAAAAUUAAAAAUAAUUAAAAUAAUCAUUAAGAAAAGGAAAAGAGAAAAAAAAAUUGAACGCGUAAUUUAAAUUUUCAAUUGCCCAUGUCACAUAUGGGGUUGUCACUACUAUAAGGGUUGUCCCUUCUAAAUGGGGUUGUCACUAAUAUAUGGGGAUGUCACUACUAUAUAAGGUUGUCACUUCUAUAUGGGGCUGUCACUACUAUAUGGGGUUGCCACUAAUAUACGGGGCUGUCACUUCUAUAUGGGGUUGUCACUACUAUAUGGGGUUGUCCCUUCUAAAUGGGGUUGUCACUAAUAUAUGGGGAUGUCACUACUAUAUAAGGUUGUCACUUGUAUAUGGGGCUGUCAAUUCUGUAUGGGGAUGUCACUACUAUAUGGGGAUGUCACUACUAUAUUGGGAUGUCACUACUAUAAGGGGAUGUCACUACUAUAUGGGGUUGCCACUUCUAUAUGGGGAUGUCACUAUAUAUGGGGUUGCCACUUCUAUAUGGGGAUGUCACUACUAUAUGGGGAUGUCACUACUAUAUGGGGAUGUCACUACUAUAUGGCGAUGUCACUUCUAUAUGAGGUUGUCACUACCAUAUGGGGUUGUUUCAGAUGGCACUGCUAGUUGGGUUUCUUUUGCUUUUGUGAUGAAAGAGUCAAUUCCCUGUAAUUCAUGUUAACCCCCCUCCCCAACCAUUCUCCCCCCCCCCACCCAACCCUUUAUGGUUCUCAAGCCUCUAUUAUCCCUGGCAUCCGGCUUGCAGCUACAAAAGUUUGCGUACUCCAGCUUUCAAGACAUAAAGGAGCGCAAUUGUUUAUUAUAGCUUAAACUAAUUAGCCAGACCAAGAUUUGUAAUGUAUGUAAUUUAAUUGUGUGGUUGAUUUGUGUAAAAAAAUUAAUACAUUUUUAUUACUAAAAUAAUAUGUUUCUGUGUUACGCAUAUCUUAUUUUGAGAUGUUUUGACAAAUCCAAUUUCUGACAUUUUCAUUUGAUCCAUUGAGUUAAGUCAGAUCAUUGACAGAUACGUUGUUAAAUGGGGAAUAAAAAUUCAUAUUUAUAGCUAUAAAAAGCCCGUUGAAUAUCAACGGCUGUAUCGGUAUAUUAUAUAUUACAAUUCCCCAUCAUCCUUUACCUUAACAUCCACCAUCCUCUACCAUCUCUCAGCCCUAAAACAUCCUUACAUCUAACAUCCUCUACCAUCUCUCAGCCCUAAAACAGCUUUACAUCUAGCAUCCUCUACCAUCUCUCAGCCCUAAAACAUCUUUACAUCUAACAUCCUCUACCAUCUCUCAGCCCUAAAAUAGCCUUACAUCUAACAUCCUCUGCCAUCUCUCAGCCCUAAAACAUCCUUACAUCUAACAUCCUCUACCAUCUCUCAGCCCUAAAACAUCCUUACAUCCUGCAUACUCUGCUACGUCCAGCCCUAAAAAACACAUUCUUCUCGUCGUUCGCCUCACCUCCCGAUCUAACUAAACCAUUAACACCAUCCACACACACACUCUCUCUCGCUCUCUCUCUCUCUCUCUCUAAACCCCUACACCCCCACUUCACUUACUGGAAACCAUUCCUACCCAGAUCCAAACUCCCCUCUAAUGGACUCUUCCGUUGCCCCCGCAUACUCUCUACACUCGUAUUUCUUCAAUGCAG